Molecule: messenger RNA, 1029 nt
Organism: Diplodia corticola
Lineage: Eukaryota; Fungi; Ascomycota; Dothideomycetes; Botryosphaeriales; Botryosphaeriaceae
Exons: 1
Coding region: 1-1029 (342 amino acids)
Source: RefSeq, a predicted model, not a curated record
AUGAAGACCGCCUUCCUUAUCGCCAGCUGCACUGCUGCCCUCGCCCACCGCGCUCUGAGCAGCCCUCUCGACCCCUCUCUCCUCGUCACGCGCGAGAAAGAAGACUCCUCCUGCGGCUCCAAUUUGCAAGUCUGCAACCCUUCCGGCGCCUCGACCGACAAGCUCCCCCCUCUCGGUCCCGAGCUGUCCGGUCUCUACCUCUCCCUCCUCGAUUCCGUCCAAGGCAUCAACUUCAAGCGUGACAACAACAACAACAACAGCAUCCACCCCCGCGACACCCCCUCCUUCUGCUGCGCGACCGGCACCUCCUGCGUCCUCCUCUCCUCCUACAACAUCCCCUUCUGCUACGACAAGUUCACGACCAACUACGUCUUCCCGGACGGCAGCUCCGGCACCAUCGCCACCGGCGCCUUCUCCUCCUCCUCCGCCUCGGGCGGCGGCGGCGGCGGCACCGCCAACCUCAUCUCGGGCGCCUACGCCGGCGGCAACAAGAACCUCUACGACCCCUCGGACCCGGACGCCGCCGCCGACAGGCCCGACACGGCCACGCUCAGCAUCCCCCCGCAGUACACGGCCGCCGGCGUCGGCUCCGCCAUCCCCCUCACCGCGCUCGGCGCCACCGGCAGCGCCGUCGUCGUGACCGCCGUCGAGACGACCGUCGUCUCCACCGUGCCCGCCAGCGUCGUCGUCGUGCCUGCGUCCACUCGGCCUGCCAGCACCGUCGUCACCGGGACGACGGUCGAUGGCGUGACGACGCGCGCGGAUAGCGUCGUGCCCCCGACGACGGUCCCGGCGAGCACGAGCACCGUCGCUGCGGCGCACGAGACGGUCGUGACGGUGUCGUCGGAGUCGACGGCGACGGCGACGGCGACGACGGAGGGGUCUGGUGACGCGUCGGCGUCGGCGGCGGCGUCGGCGUCGGCAACGGGUGGCGCUGGGGCGGCGGCCGAGGUUGGGGGUCGUGGGGGAGUGUUGGGUGCUGCUGCUGCGGCGGUGGCGGCGGCGCUGUUGGUGCUGAGGGGUUUGUGA